AGAGAUAAAACUGAUAAAACAUGUAUAAAAUCCAACCUCGACUUACACAGCAUGCCAAAAGUCUUGCCCAAUUCAUACGCAAAUCCACCAUGAGUUCUCUGCAAAGUGUUUAUGUAACUCGUCCAGAUGUCGACGUCAGUGGAUUGGACUUGCUGCGUAAGAGUUGCAAUGUUACCACCUGGUCGCAGUCUUUGCCGGUGCCACGGGACGAAUUGCUGCGUCAAGUCCAGGGUAAGGAUGCGCUCUAUUGCGUUCUCACAGAUAAAAUUGAUGCUGCUGUGCUGGAUGCUGCUGGGGAGAAGCUAAAAUGCGUGUCUACCAUGUCUGUUGGUUUUGAGCACAUCGAUGUGCAGGAGUGCAAGAAACGGGGCAUUCGUGUUGGCUACACACCCGAUGUGCUGACCGAUGCCACCGCCGAGUUGACCCUGGCUCUGCUGCUUGCCACGAACCGACGCCUGUUUGAGGCCAACAAACAAGUUUACAAUGGCGGCUGGAAAUCGUGGGCGCCCAUGUGGAUGUGUGGACAGGGCCUUAAGAACUCACGCGUUGGCCUGUAUGGCUUCGGUCGCAUUGGGCAGGAGAUUGCAUCACGCAUUCUGCCUUUCAAGCCAGCUCAGAUAACUUACACGACCCGAACGGCCAGGCCGGAAGAGGCUGCAAAGGUUAAUGCUCGGCGUGUGGACUUUGAUGAAAUGCUCUGCUUAUCGGACUUUAUUGUAAUCUGCUGCGCCCUAACCCCUGAAACAAAAGAGAUAUUUAAUGCUGCUGCUUUUGAGAAAAUGAAAGCCAAUUGCAUUUUUAUCAAUACCUCGCGUGGUGGAGUUGUGGAUCAAAAUGCUCUUUAUGAUGCACUCCAUUCGAAACGGAUCCUGGCGGCAGGUUUGGACGUGACCACGCCGGAGCCAUUGCCCCUAGACAGUCCACUACUGAAGCUGGAUAAUAUUGUGGUGCUGCCUCAUAUAGGCAGCGCGGACAUUGAGACUCGCAAGGAGAUGUCUCGCAUUACGGCCAGAAAUAUCUUAGCUGCUCUGAAAGGCUGCGAAAUGGAGGCCGAGGUUAUCUAAAUCGAAUUCACACCCAAAUUUCUCGGAAAACAACGAUAAUAAAAUAAUCCAAAUAUGUUUGUGUACUGCUCACAUGAAAGUUAUAUAUCCUGAGCAACUAGAGCAUAAUCUAAUUCAGCAUUUGUGUUAUUACUUCAGAAGCAAUCUUUAGCUUCUAAAUUCAAAUUGUAAAUCUUUCGUAUCUGUAGCUAAAGUUAAUGUUUAAGUGACGAUUUCAAAAAUACUCAAAACUGUGAUUCUUUCCGAACAAGAUUUCACUGGAUCCUUGGUCUUUCUAUACCUAAAACUAAAAAUUACCCUUGGCUAUAGUUGAAUUCCAGCGCUGCCUAAGAAUAGACUAUAGCAAAAUCAUUAUUGAUCGAAAAACACGCAAGCCUCAGGAAUCAUUCUUUAAGAGUAAAAACGAAAAUAUAUUUAAAUAGCAACAGCUGUUUACUCAAAAUUGAGUA
This is a messenger RNA of Drosophila virilis, 1513 nucleotides long. Its product is annotated as glyoxylate reductase/hydroxypyruvate reductase. Gene Ontology annotation, molecular function: NAD binding; glyoxylate reductase (NADPH) activity; hydroxypyruvate reductase [NAD(P)H] activity. Gene Ontology annotation, cellular component: cytosol. Lineage: Eukaryota; Metazoa; Arthropoda; Insecta; Diptera; Drosophilidae. The record is from RefSeq and is a predicted model, not a curated record.